Molecule: messenger RNA, 618 nt
Organism: Yamadazyma jaroonii
Lineage: Eukaryota; Fungi; Ascomycota; Pichiomycetes; Serinales; Debaryomycetaceae
Source: the annotation of a GenBank genome assembly
AUGUCAUUUAGAGGUAAAGGUCAAAAUAGAACAUUAUUACCCUUUGGAUUAGAUUAUAGUGAUGUUUUAUCAACAGACUAUGAUGUUGAAAAACCAAAAAUAAUACUACCGAUUAACGCCCCAUUAAAUGAUCAAGAAUCCAUUCAAGCCAAACAAUCUAUCAACAUGUCUAAAUUGAUCUAUGAUGGUCCAUUCUAUAUUGGAUCAGGAGAAAAUAAAAUCACUACUGAUGGGAUUGAAAGACAUAGUGAUAAAUAUAAGAAAGUAAAGAAAAUAGGGACUACAAUAGAUGAACAUCCAUAUAAUUUAAGUUUCUUUCCCCAAGAAUUGCAUUCAGUAAUGGGAGUUUCAAAGAGUAAAAAAUUGGGAUUAUCAAGCUAUAAGACCAAUGGAGGUAUAAAUCAAUUCGAAAUCACCGAUACUGUUGAAAAAUUGAAUCAUAUGGCAGAAUCUCUAGAUACCAAUGAAGAACAUAGAGAACAUGAAGAAGAGGAAGAAGAAGAAGUUGAAGAUGAAUUUGAUGAUGAUGAAGAUGAUGAUUAUAAUGCAGAAAAAUAUUUCGAUGAUGGUAAUGAUGAUUAUGGGGAUAAUGACGAUAAUGAAGAAGCGGAAUUUUGA